Molecule: messenger RNA, 1004 nt
Organism: Acanthocheilonema viteae
Lineage: Eukaryota; Metazoa; Nematoda; Chromadorea; Rhabditida; Onchocercidae
Source: the annotation of a GenBank genome assembly
AACAUUUACAGCUGAAGGUGUUAAAGUAUUCGCACGUGAAGGUACAUCGUAUUUUCAUUUGUAUAAUAUUUCACUUUUAACUGAAAAUGGCGCAAGCUGUAAAGAAACUUAUGCAUCAUCAGAAUAUGGAAGUGUUUCGUCAUCCUAUAGUAUGGAUGCAAAUCAAGAUCAAGAUAAUACUGAAAUAGUAAAUGCACACAUUUGUCGUUCAACGGCAUUUCCGAUGCAUCCUACUGCUAAUGUCACACAACGACUUUUUUACAUUUCACCCGUUGUAAUUGGUGAUAAAAUUUUGGCUAUAACACCUGAAAGAGAAUUGAAUGAAUAUGUCAAAUUGACAAAUCGAGAAUUUGACACGAUCGAAAAUAACAAUACGAGGAAUGAAUCACCAGAUAUACAUUUUUUCUUUGAUUCAUCUGGGCCAUCAACACAACUUUGCAUACAUGGAGUGUAUACUGUUGUAACAUUGAAGUGUGAUCCACGACAAAUUACCGAACCAUUAGUAAAACUUCCAAGUAAUUGUCCGGAUGGUACUUGUGAUGGUUGCUUAUAUCAUAUUAUCAUUUAUUCAUUAUAUGCAUGUCCUAUUUGUAGCGAUCAAGAUUACAGUAUAAUUAAAGGUGAAUGCAUCAAUGGAUUGCAAUCAGUUCAUAGUAUACCAGCAAGUUAUUGUAUUUCAACGGAUGUAUUACGAAAGGAACGAAUCGAACAAUGUACAACGUUAACAUUACGGUUACAACUUCUCAUUUCAAGCAUUAUUUUAACCGUUAUUACAUUAUGUGUUAUCAUUGUUAUGGCGUAUCGCAAGAAUAGAAGAUCACUUGGUGCUGAAUCAUGUGGAGUGAAAGAUGAUGAAAAUGAAGAUGAUGGCGAAAAUCAAGAUCGCAUAUUUUUUGCUCGAAAAAAUAGACGAUCAUAUCGUGAAUAUAAAAAAGAGCGUAAAUUAUCCCAUGAAAGAAAUCGAGAUGAUAGUGGACAAACACCAUUUAUUCCAUUGGAACAAG